AGUCAGUGACCAUGCCGGGCUGUGAGGAGCGGCACCUGGCGGAGCUGAACCUGCACCGGGAGAGUUGGUGUCAGGUGGAGGUGAAACCCCGGCAGUCCUGGGACAGGACCCAGAGGAGACACUUCAGGUCUCACUUACAGACCAGUCCGGUUCUCCUCAGCAUGCUGACCUCUGGGCCUCACCACAGGCUGGUGGGCAUGAAGCCGCCACCACCGCCGGCCAAACUCCCCGAGAGACGCCACUUUGAAGAAAGCUAUACGACAUGUCUGAUUUAGCCGUCAGCCGCUGAACCACCUUCCAGUCCAGACGUCCUCUCCAGCCACCUCCUGCGACACCUGCGGGUCUGGAUCUGUUGCAGGUCGUCUCCAAGGCGGUCCUUCUGAUCCCAGCAUGCAGAAGCAUAUGGAGAAUAUACGCACAGUACACUGCAUUGAUAUUAUUACUGCAGAAUAAAUGAUUGAUCAAAUGUUCAAA
Molecule: messenger RNA, 474 nt
Organism: Thalassophryne amazonica
Lineage: Eukaryota; Metazoa; Chordata; Actinopteri; Batrachoidiformes; Batrachoididae
Product: spermatogenesis-associated protein 45-like
Exons: 2
Coding region: 12-275 (87 amino acids)
Source: RefSeq, a predicted model, not a curated record